GAGAGGGACGGGCCUCUCUCUGAGUGAAAAAAAAAAGAGGGAGAGAGACUGGGUAAAAUAAAUAUGAGACGAAAGUAAAUGUUGGGAAUGGGAACGAUGGACAAAAAAAGGUGAGGUAGGACAAAAUCUGAUUAGAAUCAGAUCAGAGAGAGUGAAUCAGACAGGGCUGAAGGGGUGGUCUGGGGUUUGUGGUUUUGGACAGAUGAUAUGUGCGAGCGAGAGGACUUGUUUGUGUGAGAGUGUAUGUGCUACCAUGGGAACCGGCUAACGACAGAUUAUUUUCGCUUUGGGAACGUGUGUAAAGACUACAGGCAUCUGGAGCUGGCCUGUGACACUCAGGACGAGGUGGACAGCUGGAAGGCCUCUCUGCUGCGUGCUGGGGUUUACCCAGAGAAAACCACAGUGGAUGGAGAGGGUCCAGCUCAGGCGGACAACUUCUCCAUGGACCCUCAGCUUGAGUGUCAGGUCAAGACCAUCCGCAACCUGGUUGACUCAUACAUGAGCAUCGUCUACAAAGGCAUCCACGACCUGAUACCCAAGACCAUCAUGCACCUUGUCAUCAACAACGUAGAGGAGUUUAUCCACUCCGAGUUGCUGGCUCAGUUGUACUCCUCCGGAGAUCAGCGCUCUCUGAUGGAUGAGUCUCCUGAACAGGCCCGGCGAAGAGAGGAGGUGCUGCGUACUCACACUGCCCUGAAGCAGGCUCUAAACAUCAUCACUGACAUUUCCACCUCUACCAUCUCCACCCCGUUGCCACCCCCAGUAGAUAACUCCUGGCUCCAUAGUGGCUCUCUUCACCGAAGGUCUCCUCCAGGUUAUAUCGUCCAUAAAAAGCAUCCUGCUCGGCCUGCUCUUUCUCUACCAAUUUGCUUGGAAGCUCCUGCCCCUCCGGUCUCCAACAGCAUAGACACCACCAAAACUACCAGCCGCCCCAAACGAGUCCCUCCUAAUGUUCCCAGGAGACCCACUCAACAGCCACGCUGAGACACAAAUGCCCACCUGUGAGAAAAAGUGCCAACGACAAGAUCUGCUUGAAUUGUCAUUAAGAAGACGGCAAAGAUUCACAUCUUAGACACAGUGGAAAACAGACUUGGAGAUAGCAAAACUGAUCUCCAGAUGGUCUUUUUGCUCAGCGAUUCUGCCUUCAGUGGUGAGAUUGAGCAUUGUGCUGAGGUUUGUUCCUGUUUUGUAUAUAUGUUGAUGUUUGCAAUGCGAGUGAGUUUCUUUUAGCUCUUUAUCACAUUUAAAUAAAAAGCAUUUUGGGAUUUUGUAAAUACUGUGUAUUUAAGAAGUCCAACAUUUUCCUGUGGUUAUUGGUGUUAACUAAAGCAAGCAUAACUGUUAUAAUUGCUCAUGUCAAGUAUUUAACCCGUCAGCAUGUGAUU
Messenger RNA from Carassius auratus (goldfish), 1385 nucleotides. RefSeq names its product dynamin-3-like. The coding region runs from base 244 to 984 and encodes 246 amino acids. The transcript has 5 exons. Gene Ontology annotation, cellular component: microtubule; plasma membrane; synapse. Gene Ontology annotation, biological process: synaptic vesicle budding from presynaptic endocytic zone membrane; receptor internalization. Gene Ontology annotation, molecular function: GTP binding; microtubule binding; GTPase activity. Lineage: Eukaryota; Metazoa; Chordata; Actinopteri; Cypriniformes; Cyprinidae. The record is from RefSeq and is a predicted model, not a curated record.